UGCGCGUCGUUACUCUGGAGCGGCUGCUAGGGGCUGUUUAUUUCGGUAUUUGUUGAGGUUUUGUAGCUGGGCCAAAAAGGGUGAUGUACAGCAAAGCGUAGAAGUGUUCCAGCAAAGAUGUGGAAGCAUCAAUGGUUUGUUGUCUUGAAAAAUGGCACCAGCCACUCCAAGAGGAGCAGGAGUAUGGAGACAAACCAGAGCUCUCUUAUUCAAGAACUGUCUUAUUAAGUGUAGGACUAAGAAAAGCAGUGUUCAGGAGGUCCUUUUCCCACUCUUUUUCUUGUUUUGGCUAAUUCUGAUGAGCAUGAUGCACCCGCACAGGAAGUACAGCGAGGCUGCCAACACCAACCUGGGCACGCUGGAUACCUCCAUGCUGGUGAAUUUUGUCAUCGGAUACACACCACCGACCAGGAUGGCACGAGAAAUCAUGAAGAAAGUGUCUUCUGAUAACUUUGAAGAUGGCAUCAUCACAGAGGAGUAUUUAAGUGAAGAGGAGCUGCAAGAGGCUAGUGCUUUUAAACCCUCCAACUUUGUGGGGGUAGUGUUCAACGAUGCCAUGUCCUACCAGCUGAGGUUUCCCGAUUCGGUCGCUAUGUCUUCCAUUUAUAUGGAAUCAAGAGCCAGUUGCUCCAACCUGCGGAAAGGAUGCGAAUCCGUGACAUACUGGAGCUCGGGAUUUACAGCUUUGCAAGCUUGCAUCGAUGCUGCAAUUAUACAGCUGAAGACUAAUCAGUCAGUUUGGGAACAACUUGAAUUGACGAGAGCGAUGGUCAUGGGAGAGGCUGCAGUGGUAGAAAUAGAUAAUUUUCCUCGUGCGAUCAUUUUGAUUUACCUAGUGAUCGCUUUCUCACCCUUUGGGUAUUAUUUGGCAAUUCAUAUUGUGGCAGAAAAGGAGAGGAAGUUGAAGGAAUUCUUAAAAAUAUUGGGACUUCAUGACACUGCCUUUUGGCUUUCCUGGGUGCUGCUCUACAUGAGCCUGAUUUUUGUCAUGUCCAUUCUUAUGGCAGUGAUUGCGACGGCCUCUUCCCUCUUUCCCCAGAGCAGUGCCUUUGUGAUAUUUCUCCUUUUUUUCCUGUAUGGAAUCUCUUCAGUUUUCUUUGCACUUAUGCUGACCCCUCUAUUUAAAAAGUCAAAGCACGUGGGGAUAGUGGAGUUCUUGGCCACGCUGGCGUUUGGGUUUGUGGGCCUUAAUAUUGUCCUGUUGGAAGAUUUCCCCAAGUCUUUCGUGUGGAUCCUCAGCCCCUUGUGUCAGUGCAGCUUCUUGAUUGGUGUCGCGCAGGUCAUGCAUCUAGAAGAUUAUGAAGAUGGUGCAACAUUUUCAAAUCUAAACAGUGGUCCUUAUCCACUCUUUAUCUCUCUUAUUUUAUUGGUGCUGGAUAGUAUAUUUUAUCUGCUUGUAGCUGUCUACCUUGAUCAGGUUAUCCCAGGGGAGUUUGGACUACGCCGCACGCCAUUUUUCUUUAUGAAGCCCUCGUUUUGGUCAAAGCGCAGAAAAAAUUAUAAGGAGUUGUACGAGAGCAGCAUCAAUGGCAGUUUAAGUUUCAGUGAGAUAGUCGAGCCUGUGCCUUCCGAAUUUCAGGGGAAAGAAGCCAUCAGAAUCAGCUGUGUUCAGAAAACAUUCAGGAAAAAGGGGGAAACUGUGGAGGCUCUCAGAAAUUUAUCCUUUGACAUCUAUGAAGGUCAGAUCACGGCUCUGCUUGGGCACAGUGGGACGGGGAAGACGACGCUGAUGAACAUCCUUUGUGGGCUGUGUCCACCGACGGACGGGUUUGUCUCCGUCUAUGGGCACAAAGUCUCCGAAAUCGAUGAAAUGCUUGAAGUGCGGCAGAUAACGGGGGUGUGCCCUCAGUCCGACAUACACUUUGAUAUAUUAACGGUGGAGGAGAAUCUCUCCAUAUUUGCUGCGAUUAAGGGAAUCCCUCAGAACGAUUUGAUACAAGAGGUGCAGAAGGUGUUGCUGGAUUUGGAUAUGCAGCCUAUCAGAGACAAUCAAGCUAAAAAAUUAAGCGGGGGGCAGAAAAGGCGACUGUCGGUGGGAGUUGCUGUUCUCGGGAACCCAAAGGUUUUACUGCUGGAUGAGCCGACGGCGGGUAUGGAUCCGUGUUCCCGGCACAUCGUCUGGAACCUCCUGAAAAACAGAAAAGCAAACUGUGUGACCGUUUUCAGUACCCACUUCAUGGACGAGGCGGAUAUCCUGGCCGAUCGUAAAGCUGUGAUUUCUCAAGGGAUGUUGAAAUGCCUUGGAUCUUCUCUCUUUCUCAAAAGCAAAUGGGGAAUUGGCUACCGCUUGAGCAUGCACAUCGAUGCCUACUGCAACACGGAAGCUACAACCUCGCUGAUAAGACAGCACAUACCUGCAGCCAGCCUGAUCCAGGAGAACGACGAGCAGCUCGUCUACACGCUGCCCCUCAGGGACAUGGACAAGUUUGCAGGCUUGUUUUCUGACCUCGACACUCAUUCCCACUUGGGUGUUAUCACCUAUGGCGUUUCCAUGACGACGCUGGAGGAUGUCUAUCUGAAGCUGGAAGUUGAGGCAGAGAUUGAUCAAGCAGAUUAUAGCGUGUUCAAUUCCCAGCAAACGCAGGAUGAAAUGGACACCAAAUCCCUUGACGAUAUGGAGCAGAGCCUCCUGAUGCUCUCCGAGACAAAGGCGUCGGUGAUGAGCAAUACAGCCCUCUGGAAGAAGCAGGUUUCCACCAUAGCAAAAGUUCAUUUCCUUAGUCUCAAGCGGGAAAAUAAAUGUGUGAGAGUUAUGUUGUUGCUUUUUCUGAUUUUCCUUGUAGUUCAGAUUUUAUUGUUUUUCAUACACCACAUCAUCAAAAAUUCUGUAGCUGCUAUCAAACUUUCCCCAGAUUUGUACUUGCUGAAGCCUGGAGAGGACUAUCACAAGUACAGGAGUCGCCUCCUGCUGCAGAACUCCACAGAAUCAGAUAUCGAUGACAUUGUCCGUUCUCUUGGGAGCAUGAACAUACUCUUGGAGAUGUUCAAUGACAGUGAUUACGUCUCAGCUGCACCUCACAGUGCAGCUUUAAAUGUGUUUGACCUUGAAUCCAGACAGAACUAUGUUUUCACGAUCAUAUUCAACAGUACCAUGGUGCAUUCCCUGCCCGUUUUGAUGAAUAUUGUCAGCAAUCUGCUCCUGCGCAAUUUAAACGUGACAGAGAGCAUCCAAAUCUGGAGCAACCCCUUCAUUCAGAAUCUUCCAGACACAAUUUUCAGACUGGAGAUCUAUUUUGAAGCCGUGUUACUGGGAAUCAUUAUUACAGGAAUGCCGCCCUAUUUUGCCAUGGACAAUGCAGAAAACCAUAAGAUCAAAGCGUACACGCAGCUGAAGAUUGCGGGGCUUUAUCCUUCUGCUUACUGGACUGGACAAGCUGUUGUCGACCUCCCGCUGUUCUUCUCCAUCCUUGUCCUGAUGAUAGGCAGCCUCUUCGCCUUUCACUACGGCGUUUAUUUCUACGUGGGCAAGUUCCUUGCUGUGAUUUUUUGCCUGAUUGGUUAUGUCCCAUCAGUCGUGCUCUUCACUUACGUGGUCUCCUUCACGUUUAGAAAAGUCCAGAAUACAAAAGAAUUUUGGUCGUUUAUAUUUUCAGUGACAGCCUUGCUCUGUACGGUUGUCACUGAAGUGGCCUUUUUUCUGGACUAUUACCUGGUAACCACCAUCCUGCAUUAUGUCUUCUCCAUCUUCAUUCCUAUUUACCCUCUUAUUGGCUGUCUGAUUUGUUUUAUAAAGGUCUCAUGGAAAGGCAAGCGGAAGAACGGAGGAUACUACGACCCGUGGGACCGGCUCCUGGUAGCAGUUAUAGCUCCCUAUUUGCAGUGUGUCAUGUGGCUCUUCCUGCUGCGAUGCUUUGAGCUGAAAAAUGGAGGGAGGACAGUUAGAGAGGAUCCGUUUUUCAGAAAAUGUUUUACAAAAGCCAAAACCUGGAAGUUUCCAGAUGUCUCGCGUGACGAGAACGAAGAUGAAGACGUGAAGGCGGAGAGGCUGCGAGUACAAGAAAUACUGAGUGGCCCCAAAAGUGAGGAGGUGCCAGCAAUCCUGGUCAGCAGCUUGCACAAAGAGUUUGAUGAAAGAAAGGAAUUUCUUCUGGGGAGAAAAAUAAAGAAAGUGGCAACAAAACAUGUUUCUCUCUGUGUAAAAAAAGGAGAAAUACUGGGUUUGUUAGGACCCAACGGAGCUGGGAAAAGCACAUUAAUUAAUAUGCUCGUUGGAGAGAUUGAGCCAACCAGUGGGCAAGUUCUGAUGGGAGAUGGUUCUUUUGGCCUGAACAGCGAAGGUGACUCAGUGAAAUUUGUGGGGUACUGUCCUCAAACGAAUCCACUCUGGCCAGAUAUUACCUUGCAGGAGCACUUCGAAAUUUAUGGUGCUAUCAAAGGAAUGAGUCAGUCUGAUGUUAAGGAAGUCAUAAAACGCAUCGCGAGUGCCCUGGAUUUAAAAGACCAUCUGCAGAAGACCACGAAGAAGCUGGGUGUCGGGCUGAAACGCAAGCUCUGCUUUGCCCUGAGUAUGCUGGGCAACCCGCGGGUCACGUUGUUGGAUGAACCAUCAACCGGGAUGGAUCCAAAAGCCAAGCAGCACAUGUGGCGGGCAAUUCGAGCAGCAUUUAAAAAUAAGGAGAGAGCAGCUAUCCUGACCACUCACUACAUGGAAGAGGCGGAUGCUGUCUGUGACCGUGUGGCCAUCUUGGUGUCUGGACAGCUCAGAUGUAUAGGUACUGUCCAACACCUGAAGAGUAAGUUUGGCAGAGGAUACUUCCUGGAAAUGAAAUUAAAAGAAACAGCAGAUGUACAGCAGGUUGAGUAUCUGCAGAGCCAGAUUUUGCACAUCUUCCCAAACGCAAAUCGUCAGGAAAGUUUUGCUUCUAUUUUGGCAUAUAAAAUUCCUAAAGAAGAUGUACAGUCCCUUUCACAUUCUUUUUCCAAGCUGGAAGAAGUAAAACACGCCUUCAACAUCGAGGAGUACAGCUUUUCUCAGGCAACGCUGGAACAGGUUUUUGUGGAGCUUGCUAAAGAGCAGGAGGAGGACGACAGCAGCUUCGGCACCCUGAACAGCACGCUGUGGUGGGAGAGGACGCAGGAAGACCGAGUUGUCUUCUGAGCUCCUUCACAGUCCACAUCUGCUCAGCAGCUCCUGGUUUGUGCCGGCGAUGAUCCUCUGCGCCCACGUUGGGGCGGGUGCCUGGAAAAUGUCAGAGCUGGGACGGACAAGGAAAACCCUGUUUGGAAACACUGAGCGGGUUCCACCAUCCUGGCCUUAGGAAAUAACGCCACGAGGGCGGUGAGCGUCCCCACUGUCACUCUGGCUGAUCUGAAAUCCCUUCUCCCCUCGCUGUUUCCCAGUUUGUGUUGAGCGAGAAGACGCCGCCGCGACAGCCGGUUGUCUCCUGGCGUUGGUGGUUUGUGCGGGAACCCCUGCCUGCCCUCCUCCCUCGGCGGUGCCUCGCCGGCAUCGGGGCCGCCUGCCUGAGCUUGGGAUGUUCUUACUCUGCAAACUGGGUGCUUGAGCAAAACCAGUGGCCACUGGAACAUCACCACCCCGUGGGAGCCACUGGUGGGUUCUCCGGGCUUUGCCGUGCCCCGUGCCCUCGCCUGGGCGUUGCAGCCUGACCAGGUGCCCUGCAGAGACGUGUCCCUGCGAGGUCCCACUGCCCCGCCGGCUGCUCCCACCCUGCUCACGCGUAGAAGAUGCACCUGCUUAGAGGAGAGGGGAAGAACCACUCCAACGGAACCGUACUCGCUGCAGAGAGGGUCCUGAAUUCCACUACGAGCUUAGCUUGGUGUCCAGCCCCUGUGAAAACGUUCACUCACAGAUACAACACAGCACUCGUGGACACUGUUAUUCGUUUCUACUGUGAGGGGGCAGAUGUGCUGUCCUGGGUGGCAUUGGUGUUUGUAAUGCAUGCACUGUAGGGUCAGAGGGGGUGUGCACAAGUGGAUGCUUUGCUUGGUAAAAGUACAAAGACAUUAACCGUAGUUACGGGGUUUGCAGAGAUGUGAGUAUUUCUUGUCUUCAUUAAAACCAGUCCGAUUCUUUUGUUGGGUGUAACAACAUGUAUCCUGCCAGCUGCUUUUAGAGACAGUCCUUGCUAGAUGUUCUCAUUUUUCUUGUCAGUGAAUUCAUAACUACACACAAUAGUAUUUCCUAAUCCAUCUUUGCUGUGAUCGCAGUAAUGCAGUAGUGUACUCAGCACAGGAAUGUUUGCUUUGUCCUGGCCUGGCAAUUUUUCAUUCACCUUCUGUUAAACCCAAAAGAAAAAGAUCCCAAUUUACAACCUCAUCAGUAGGAAUGGUGCCUUUUGUUUGCAUAGAAACAGUAAGAAAAGCAGAAUAUCUGAUCCUUUAUCCUAAGGUAUUGACAGAUGUAUGUGGAAAAUAUUUUUUUGUGUUUUCUACACAAAGCUAUUGUCACUUUUUUUUUAGUUUUAUAAGGUGAAAUUAAAGAGUGCUAACAGCUCAUUGUGUUUCGCAAUGAGCAAAUACAGAGAUGCAUUUAUAUUGAGACAUUGGCUUCAUAAGUCAUAUCGAUUAUGUAUCUUCACAUUAAAGUUAGAAAAGACCUUUGUUUUUCUUGCAAAAACUGAAGGAAAAAAAAAAUGGAUUAAGGUGGAGUUGUGUGUCCCAACUGUUUGCGAUUAUCAGGCAAUAAUGGCUGUAACAUGUCUGAUAAUGGUUUAGCACAUCACGUUGAGCUUAAAAUCCGUUUUCCUUAUUUUCUUACUGUACUACGAGGAGAUGUGAACUCUUUUGCUUCCUCUUUCGUACCUGUAGAUUGCAUACAAACGUAGAGCUUUUGGAGAUAAAAUUUGAGCCCAAGAACUGCAGAAACACCUGAAUGUGCCGUUGCUUCCCCAGGGUGCAUCUGCCCCCUUUUGACGAGCCCUGAGCCGUGGUACUUGCCUGUGCCCUGAUCUCCUGUGCUGGAAGAAAAACAGAGGUGAAGAAUGGGAUUAAAGCACCAGCCUCUAAACUGCAGCCCCAGUAGCAGUCUUUCCAGGGCUGAAGCUUCUCUGUAAGAAAACAAAAACGAUCCAAAUUCAGCUCUUUUGUUUAUGCAGCCUUAUAUUUCGCCCCUGGGAACCCCCAACCCCUUGAUCCCAGCUGCAUCCCUGUUGCUGGCCAGUAUCUGAACAUUUUCCUUUAUUUGGAGCAAAGGUGGGACCCAGAAAUUCGUCUCAUGAUACUUUCCCAUGUGUGCGUGUACAAGUUAAGUGCGUCUUCUCCAAAUCCCACAUUUCUUACAUCCGUCUCUCUUUGUAAAUGGUGUUUCAGCUGAGUGUCAUCUGCAUGUAUGUCCAGCAACGUACAGCACACUCUUUUCACCCGAACUGAUGAAGGUACAGUUGCGACCUUGAUGUCUUCUUUUUAUUUUUUUUCUUACUUAGAGUCAGUAGUCUGUAAAAUAGUUCUGUACUGUCCGGAUGGCAUCACCCUAUUUCAAAUUAAUUUCUUGUUUUCUGACAUUUCAGAUGGGUCGUGUGAAAACUUCCAUUAGUUUUGCUCGGUUUGGUACUGUUCUUGUUGACCGUUCUUGUUUCCCCUGGAGUAAUCCAGUUGGUGGUGGCACUGUAUUUAUGCAGCUACACGUACAAAGAAGUUGGCUGGUUCCCUGAGCAUUUGGGUGGGAUCUCUUUGGUGUGGUGACAUUGUGUGUCAGUGUGGCGUAAGAUGCGCCCCCAGAACAUCGCUAAUCGUCGUGUGUUGUAUCAGAAGUCUUUCAGAGUGUCAUACAAUGUCCGUAAUUGCCAGAAUAGGGAAAAACACAUGCAAAAUGAAACCAGAGAAUCCCCUAGAAACUGAGAGCUUUAUUCCUGCAGUUUUAAGUCUCUUUUGUUCGGCUGUUAUCAGUGACAUGCCAAAUCCCAGCCGUACAAUACACACACCCGGUUUGUGCUCUAGGAGGGAAAAGAGAGAUGAAGCAGCUGGACUGGGGCUGAUUGUGGGACUUGGGGGCAAAUCCAUUCAGUUUGUGCCACCCUUCCCAGGUGUAAUGGUUUUGGUUACCUUGCAGGGUGGUUGUGAGAAGUGUUUAGCUAGUAUAUCCAAAACCUGGAAGAUGCAUUUACUUUGUGGUGUUAUUACAAGGUUGUAUUUUUCUAUGGAGGAAUUUAAUGUGUCCGGUUUUGUUUACAUUAUUAAGAAAAACCCUUAUUUAAAAAAAAAAAAUAUAUGUGUAGUUGAGUGAAGUCUGUUGUGUAGCCGACAUCCAGUACUCUGGCAGCAGAAACGGAAGAUAUUGGGUCUGAAGGUGGCACGUUUGUAAACGCUUCUCCUGAUGCUGCCAUCAGGCACUUUGAAUCAUUUGCCAUUUAUUUUAUACACCUGUCUGUCUUUUAUGACUUUGCUGUAUUUGUAAAGUCGAGGUUUGUUGUUUUUUUUUUUUUUUCCUUUUCCAGCAGAACAUACUACCAAAAUAAAGAUGGAUUGGAUUGUUAA
Molecule: messenger RNA, 8433 nt
Organism: Athene cunicularia (burrowing owl)
Lineage: Eukaryota; Metazoa; Chordata; Aves; Strigiformes; Strigidae
Gene: ABCA5
Product: ATP binding cassette subfamily A member 5
Exons: 40
Coding region: 152-5098 (1648 amino acids)
Biological process (GO): lipid transport; transmembrane transport
Cellular component (GO): membrane; intracellular membrane-bounded organelle
Molecular function (GO): ABC-type transporter activity; ATP hydrolysis activity; ATP binding
Source: RefSeq, a predicted model, not a curated record